Molecule: messenger RNA, 1092 nt
Organism: Rhodotorula graminis WP1
Lineage: Eukaryota; Fungi; Basidiomycota; Microbotryomycetes; Sporidiobolales; Sporidiobolaceae
Exons: 3
Coding region: 1-1092 (363 amino acids)
Biological process (GO): protein phosphorylation
Molecular function (GO): protein kinase activity; ATP binding
Source: RefSeq, a predicted model, not a curated record
AUGGCCGCCAUCGGCUCGGCCAUCCUCGCCGCCCACCGCGCAAAGGGCAACCAGGACGUCGCCCAGCUCUUUACCCGCAAGGAGCUCGUCGGCAAGGGCGCGUACGGCGGCGUGUACAAGGGCAUCCACAACGACACGGGCACCGUCGUCGCCCUCAAGGUCAUCGACCUCGACACGCCCGACGACGACAUCUCCGAGAUCCAGCGCGAGGUCGCCCUCCUGUCAGAGCUCCGCGAUGCCGCCCGCUACAACAUCACCCUCUACCACGGCUCGUACCUCCACGGCCACGAGCUCUGGAUCGCCAUGGACUUCGCCAGCGGCGGCAGCAUCCGCACCCUCAUGAAGAGCGGGCCGAUCGAGGAAAAGUACGCCGCCCUCAUCAUCCGCGAGGUCCUCGUCGCCCUCAGCUUCCUCCACCGUCAAGGCAUCAUUCACCGCGACGUCAAGGCCGCCAACGUCCUCCUCACCCAGACGGGCAAGAUCCUCCUGUGCGACUUUGGCGUCGCCGCGCACCUCCAGACCAACUCGAAGCGCUCGACGUUCACGGGCACGCCCCUGUGGAUGGCUCCCGAGGUCAUCACCGACGGCAAGCUGUACGACACGCAGGCCGACGUCUGGUCGCUCGGCAUCACGCUGUACGAGAUCGCGACGGGCAACCCGCCUCACUUCGGCAUGGAGCCUCUGCGCGCAUGCGCCCUCAUCCCGACCAUGGCGCCGCCAAGACUCGAGGGCGGCUCGUGGAGCAACGGCAUGCGCGAGUUCCUCGCGAGCUGUCUCGAGAUCGACCCGAGCGAGGUGCGCCCACUCUCCCUCUGGCCAUCCUCCUCUCGUCUCGCCUCGCCGGCCGCAAGACAGCUACUGACAGCUUGUCGCCGACCCGCAGCGCCCGACCGCCGACGAGCUGUCCAAGACCAAGUGGAUCCGCUCGGCGUCCAAGCUGUCGAUGGUCAUCCUGCGCGAGCUCAUCGUGCGCUACGUGUCGUGGAUCCAGUCAGGCGGUCAACGGCACUCGAUCGUCGGCCUCGACGGCGUCGACGAGGUCCUGCAGCGCGAGGACACGUUCGAGCUCGCCGAGGACCGGUGGGACUUUGA